AGGGGAAGGGCAGAGGCGGGGACCGCGCCCUGGGCGGGAACGGCGCAAUCCUCCCCCUCCGCAUAUCUCCCAGCCCUUUGUAGUCUCCUUUCAAGUCGAGGGUGUCCGAUUUCGGGAUCCGGAGGCGAGCAGCGCCCCUCCCCGACCCCUCCUCCUUCUCCUCUGCCCGCUGGAAGGGGAAAUAUGAAGGGGAGUUUCUGCAGCAGCAGCAGCAGCAGCAACAGCUCAGUGAGGAGGAGAAAAAGCCGCGGAGGAGAAGCCGGCAGGGAAACAGCGACCACCAGAGAGGUUGCAGAGGGCAGAGAAGGCGCCUGAGGAGCCCCAGACGCCUCUCUGCGCGCGCCCAGAGUCCUUCGGGGCGCCCGGCAUGGGGCUCGCCGCCUUGUAUUGAAAGCCCUCCGCGCAGGAGGGGGAGCGCGUGGAGUUCAGCCUCGGGCAGAAGCCGCCGCCGCCGCCGCCGCGCGAGGAGCUGGGACUUGGCUGCCUCCUCCUGCUCGUGUCGCUGGCCCCGAAGAGAGAGCGGGGCUUCUGAUUCCGCCAGGUGGGUGCCCAGAAGAGGCUCUCCAGCCCGCCCGUCAUCUUCUUCCCGCACAAGGAUUUUGUGUGCGUGUGUGGCGGGGGUUGGGGGAUUAUUGGCAUUGCAAGGGAGGCACAAAGCUUCCCGGAGAAGAAAGUGUUGAGGGAGAGGAAGAAAGCGCCGGAGGAUAAAAGGAAGAAAGAGGCGGAAGGAAAAGUGAGAGGCUUGGACGGGGAAGCCGCUGGAGAGCUGGAAAUGUCCUGCUUCUGCUGCAGCCUGGUGAGAUACCUGUUCCUAGCCCUGCUCUUGCAUGGGCUGGGAGAAGGUUCUGCACUUCUUCAUCCAGACAGCAGGUCACACCCUCGAUCCUUAGAGAAGAGCGCGUGGAGAACUUUCAAGGAGUCACAGUGUCCUCACAUGCUGAAACAUCUUCAUAAUGGAGCCCGAAUUACUGUGCAAAUGCCUCCUACUAUCGAGGGACACUGGGUCUCCACCGGUUGUGAAGUAAGGUCGGGCCCAGAAUUCAUCACUAGAUCCUACAGAUUCUACCACAAUAAUACAUUCAAGGCCUAUCAGUUUUACUACAGAGGUAACCGAUGCACAAACCCAAUCUAUACCUUAGUUAUCCGUGGCAAAAUUCGCCUUCGCCAAGCAUCCUGGAUCAUUCGAGGAGGGACUGAAGCAGAUUACCAGCUGCACAACAUACAGAUAAUCUGCCAUAGUGAGGCAGUGGCUGAGAGACUAAGUCAGUUGGUGAACCGCACAUGCCCUGGAUUUGUACGAGAAGAUAAAGCCUGGGAGCAGAAUGUGAGCUACGAUUUAUGGAGAGAAGAGAAUGGCUACGAAUGCACCAGAGCACUGAAUUUUGCUAUGCAUGAGCUUCAACUAAUCCGUGUAGAGAAACAGUACCUUCACCAUAAUUUAGAUCACCUGGUCGAGGAGCUAUUUCUUGGAGACAUACACACUGAUCCUUCUCAGAGGAUGUAUUAUCGUCCAUCCAGUUACCAACCCCCUCUUCAAAAUGCUAAGAACCAUGACCAUUCAUGUAUAGCAUGCAGGAUCAUCUAUCGGUCAGAUGAACACCACCCACCAAUUUUACCUCCGAAGGCUGAUUUGACUAUUGGAUUACAUGGGGAAUGGGCGAGCCAGCGCUGCGAAGUGCGUCCUGAAGUGCUCUUUCUCACCAGGCACUUCAUCUUCCAUGACAACAACAAUACCUGGGAAGGUCAUUACUAUCAUUAUUCUGACCCAAUCUGCAAGCACCCCACUUUCACCAUCUAUGCCAAGGGUCGUUACAGCCGGGGAGUACAUUCAUCCAGAGUGAUGGGCGGAACAGAAUUCGUGUUUAAAGUGAAUCAUAUGAAGGUUACACCCAUGGACAUAGCUACUGCCUCUCUACUGAAUGUCUUCAAUGGAGAUGAGUGUGGGGCAGAAGGAUCCUGGCAAGUUGGGGUGCAGCAAGAUGUUACUCACACCAACGGCUGCAUUGCUUUGGGAAUUCGGCUGCCGCAUACAGAGUACGAGAUCUUCAAAAUGGAGCAGGAUGCCAGAGGGAGAUACUUGUUGUAUAAUGGCCAGAGACCUAGUGAUGGAUCCAGUCCAGACAGACCAGAAAAGAGAGCCACCUCAUACCAAAUGCCCUUAAUUCAAUGUACUUCAUCCGCACCAAGAGUAGAUGAAACUUUAGAAGAAAACAAACUAGGAUGGUACAGCAGUGGAGCACCAGCAAAAAAUCCCUGUGCUUUUGUUUUGGUUAUGAUGCUGGCUGUUAGUACUGUGCCAACGUUGGGCAUUUACAGCUAGAAUUGCAUUUUCAAAUGACUCCUAUCAGGGCAAGUGUAGGACUUAGGCUACAUGGGGAGAAGAUGUCAUAAAGCAUCUUAACAGACAAAAAAAGGACAUUUUCUUGAUGCCUGAAGAACUGUUGUUCCUUUUAUCCCCCUUGAAUCAUAAAUAGCACCAGUUUGCUUCUGCUUUGAACUUCAUCCAAUCUGAUCCAUGGCCUGACAUGACUGCACAACAGUAAUUGCACUUUAAAACUGCAGUUCUUCACCCUUCACCCUGUCUUCAGUUUGUUCUUUGGAAGAAAAACUUAUUGGGCUGAACUAUCUUACACAACUUUUCAUCUACCAACUGUGCUGUUGCAGUUGCUCCUACUCCCCAAAUCAGUUUCAUCUUUGAAUUUGAUUAUCUAGAAUUAUGCUUUUAUCGUAUUGUGUCAAUACUGAUAAACUGUAUUGUUCUUAUGUUGCAGUGUAUAUAUGUAUAUAUGAAAAAUCCAACUAAGGAUGUAUCUUAAAUACACUUUUAUAGAGUUUACAUAAAAUAUUAAAUGAUCUUUAGGAUCAAGAAUGCUGAAUGGAAAAUCUCAAAUUAAACCUGCACAGAUAAUUUAAAUGAUUGUAUAUAUAGGUGGUGAAUUUAAGAAUAAUCAGAGAUUUAGAGUGACAUAUGGCACCAAUGUUCUUUAAUAAGUUGCCCAACUUAUCACAGUUCAAAGCAAUUUCAGGGGUCCACCAACCACUUUCCACCAACUUUGAAAAGGCAAAGACAAAGGGAAGAAAGCAACAAGAUCUCUCAAAUAUAGACACCAAGGUGAAUUACACCAUAUCUUCAUAAGAAAUUCAGGAUAGUGGACCGUUUGCCAAAUGCAAUGCACUUGACAUUCAUUUUAUUAGACUGGGCAAUUCAAUAAAGUAAGCAAGGCUUAAUCUUUAUCUUUAUAUAUUUAUUUCUGCAAGACUUUUU
Podarcis muralis (Common wall lizard) is the source of this 3265-nucleotide messenger RNA. RefSeq names its product APC down-regulated 1 (gene APCDD1). NCBI's taxonomy places the organism in Eukaryota, Metazoa, Chordata, Lepidosauria, Squamata, Lacertidae. Gene Ontology annotation, biological process: negative regulation of Wnt signaling pathway. Gene Ontology annotation, cellular component: plasma membrane. The record is from RefSeq and is a predicted model, not a curated record. Gene Ontology annotation, molecular function: Wnt-protein binding.